CGACGAUGGCGUUCUUCGAUGUCAGCGAUGUAGUAACGACGUUGUUCCCGAUAAGUUCGAUUUAUUGGUUCCUUGGUAUGGGUGUAUUCGAAUAUCCACCUGGAAAACCGAAAAAACUACUCGGCCUCUCUUAUGCCGCAACUAUUCUUGUCGUCUAUGUCGCUUAUAGAGUGGACCUGUUGUAUUUUCAACUGGAAACGAACUUGAUACUAACAACAACCGAUGUGAUUAGCUCCGCUGUCAGACAGUGGGCAAUGAGUACAUUUAUCGGAGUGGUACAUCUCGUAUUUAGCCUCGCUUAUUACAAGGUAACUCGAGACUUUAUUUGUUCCACCUAUUCUCGCAUCUGGAAGUUUCAGAGCGAAGGUUUUUUCUUUCCACGACGAAUAUCGAGGGCUAAGCGAUGGGAAUUCGUUAGCGCGAAUGUCGUAAAUUUUCAGAAACAUAACAGGUGUCUCAUGGAAUUGAACGAAAUCGACUCUAUACUGAAAGGUAUGGGCGUCGUUCGCUCCUAUCGGCCUUUCUUAAUUACGCAACUUUGGCAGUGCUUGAGUCUAUUGAUAUCUAUGACUUACACCGUCGGGAUAAGGUCGCAAUAUGAAUUUUCGCGACCUAGCAGCAGAUAUAGACACUUGAGCGCGGCUACUCUCGUGUCUCUGAAUACUUAUGCGCCGCUGAUAGCAUCGGUCAACGAAAUCAGAUUCUACAAUUUCAAUCAGAUCACGGAGCAGAUAUUCAAAGAUUUGAAUAUGUUGCUCGAAUCUUUGAAAAUGGAACGUCCGCACGAAAGCUCGGAUUAUUCUAGAAGUCGUUAUGGUUCAUCGAGAAAUGAAAUACUAUUCUCCUUGAGAAAACUCUACACCCGCUCGAGCCGCCUGGCAAAAAAAUGGAACCAAGCUAACGCCGUGUUCGUUCUUGCUACUUUUUUAUAUUCUCUAUCGAUGAUGUCAGUUCUGUUCCUCGAAAUGAACGGGAGCAUAAUGAGACGAGGGAUUUGGAUAACGCGGAACGCAUAUUCGAUCGUGAUCGUUACAACGGUAGUGUUGAUGGUGGUGAAAUUGAUGAUCACUGUUCACUCUGCGGUAGCCUUGAUGUCUGAGGCGCAUCGAACUUGUGGAAUAUUAUUGGAGCACCUUCAUCCCAUUCGAAGUCUUCGAUCGGAGGUUUACGAAUUUUCUAUGCAGCUUAUCCAAAACCCGCUCCGUUUGUCAGUUUUUGGAGUGUACCCGAUGGAUUACUCGUUGGUUCACGAAUUAAUUUCAUCUCUGGUGACGUAUGUGAUAACGGUCAUCCAACAAACUCAAGGGAUGACUGCCCACAACGCGACGCUCAGAGCGCGCUGACGGAUACGUCGAAUUUAUGACGAGGAAGAAAUCAGGAUUGCACCCGAUCCAAAGAUCACUCUCGAACUACGAUUAUUCAACCGUGCUUUCUGAACCCUCAAUUUCGUCCUACAUUGGGCUAGAUCGUAUGAGACUUGCGUGUGGAAUUUCUGCAUAUGUACUAUAGAAGGAAAUAGAAUUUGAUCGAAUAAAAAUUCUUUUAUCACAAUU
This is a messenger RNA of Athalia rosae (coleseed sawfly), 1553 nucleotides long. RefSeq lists its product as uncharacterized. Bases 6 to 1343 code for a protein of 445 amino acids. The record is from RefSeq and is a predicted model, not a curated record. Gene Ontology annotation, biological process: sensory perception of taste. The transcript is spliced from 6 exons. Gene Ontology annotation, cellular component: axon; dendrite; neuronal cell body. Lineage: Eukaryota; Metazoa; Arthropoda; Insecta; Hymenoptera; Athaliidae.